AACGUCAAAUCCAAGAGUGAUUCGUGAAAAAACAAAACAAACGAUCCGUUGAAUCUGCCCGCCACCGACAAAUAGAAAUUUUUUUUAGUUGGUACAGAUAAAAUAUUUUCAGCCGCAGAAAUCGAUGUAAUUACCUCAUAAGAUGGCCUUCUCGUGCACAAUUUGUACCGAUAUAUUCGUGUCGUCGGACGAUAUCCACGUGACGCCCUGUGGCCAUGCCUUUCACUACCUUUGCAUUCUGCAGUGGCUGGAGCGAUCGAAGACAUGCCCGGAGUGUCGAAACAAAUGCAUCGCCACGAGCUUGACCAAAGUAUACAUGAACAUCACCACCAACGUGGACAAUCCCGGGGACAACGCAAUGCUGAUGCAGAACUUGGACAACCUGAAACUAUCGUUACGGGAGAAGGAUACGAAGCUGAAGAACCUGGAGGAUUCGCAAGCCGCUCACAAACUGGAACGCAAAAAGAUGAAGAAACUGGUGGCUUCGUUGGAGGGUACGAUCAAAGGUCAAGAUUGCAUUCUUUCAACGCUGAGGCACGAAAUGGACAAGCUACGGGCCGAGCAGACUGCCCAUCAACGACUCAAGGAAGAUAUGAAAAAAAUGGAGAAUAAGAUGCAGCUGAUGAAGACGGUGGAAAUGGCCAUUGGGUCCUCUACCAAAGAGAUCGAGGAUCUAGUAGCGAGCAAUAGCAAUCCCCAAACGCUGGCCGUGUUGGUGACGUCGUUGAAGCGAGAACUGCAGGCCAGUGAGUUCAAAAGGAACGAGCUUCGCGAUCGGAUCAAAACGUACCAGAAUGAUCUGCACAAGGAGCGCGCCAAGUGCAAGGACCUGGAAGACAAACUGUCCACGUCGGAUAGUGAGAUAUAUCGACUGCAACGAGAGGUGGACGCGUUGUCCAAGCGAAAGGCCGAUACCGACGAAGAUCCUUCGGAUAGCAGCGUAGUGCUGAACACACCCGAUCAACCGGUGAAGCGGAAGCGUAAAUUCGAUGACUUCGAUAUGAACAAAUCCACUCCGGUGGCGGAUAAGGUGCGCAACAUCAUUGCUUCGGAUUCCCCGUUUCUUCCCAUCAGAGCAUCCGCCUUCGGUCUGCAUCCGGUGUUUCGGAAGGGGCUCAGUGCGGCAGCGUUGAGUAGGAAAGAAUCCACCACCGGAACGGCCCUCACGAAAACCACUAGCGACCUGAGCGAUAAGGUUUCUGGAAGCCUUCAGCCAGCGAAACACUUCUCCAUUCCUUCGAGCUCCGCCUCCAAUCUAGUGGGGGGAUUGAUGAAAAAGGAAAAUGCACCAAGUAUGCUGGUGCCGCUCACCACCGGCCGGAUCGUGACCAUCAACCGAGGGAUGAAAAAGAAGGCGGCCUCUAGUUCGAACCUGGCCGCCUCAAACACCGCUCCGGAUGAUUUCCUGGAACUUGAUUUGGACAGCUAGCUAGCACGAUACAAAUAGUUAGGCAACUUCGAAAUUCGACGUAGCAUUUAAUAAGUAUUUAAGUGAUACAAUUUACAUUCUGACAAAUGUUCCAGGUACAAUAACACACGCUUAAAGCAGUGAGAGCUGACGUUGAAAGUUUUUAAUAAACAUUUGUUCAACCAAUUGUUACACUGUUUAAAAAAAA
Aedes aegypti (yellow fever mosquito) is the source of this 1616-nucleotide messenger RNA. RefSeq names its product E3 ubiquitin-protein ligase TRAIP. The transcript is spliced from 2 exons. Bases 143 to 1429 code for a protein of 428 amino acids. Lineage: Eukaryota; Metazoa; Arthropoda; Insecta; Diptera; Culicidae. The record is from RefSeq and is a predicted model, not a curated record.